Pyrus x bretschneideri (Chinese white pear) is the source of this 1995-nucleotide messenger RNA. RefSeq names its product late embryogenesis abundant protein EMB564. Lineage: Eukaryota; Viridiplantae; Streptophyta; Magnoliopsida; Rosales; Rosaceae. Bases 337 to 636 code for a protein of 99 amino acids. The record is from RefSeq and is a predicted model, not a curated record. The transcript has 2 exons. Gene Ontology annotation, biological process: response to abscisic acid. Gene Ontology annotation, cellular component: cytosol.
AUAUGCAUGUAGACGAUGAUUUUGCAUAUGAUCAUCUCCUUGGUAACGGUGCGACCGAGUUGAGCAAUGGACUCGUGUCCUUCUUACUGCAAGUUAAACAACCGUUUUGACAUAGCAAAGCAGAUGCGUGGCAUUACCCCAAACCUCUAGAGCCCCCCAUCAGCCACGUUCACCCCAUCACAUGUCACAUCCUCCUCUCUCUGCCUCCUCAUUCACCUUCCAACCCUCCCUCUAUAUAACCCUGAUUUCCCUCCAAACAGAAACCGAAUACCAAAAAGAGUGUUUACUUCAUUGCAUCAAACUUUGUGAGAACAACUAGAGGUUGGAAAUUAAGAAAUGGCAUCGGAACAGGAAAAACAAGACCCCCAGAAGAGAAAGGAGCUCGACGAGAAGGCAAGGCGGGGAGAGACCGUCGUUUCCGGUGGUACUGGUGGCAAUAGCCUUGAAGCACAGGAGCACCUUGCUGAAGGGCGGAGCCGUGGAGGGCAGACGAGGAAGGAACAGAUAGGGGAAGAGGGGUACCAUGAGAUGGGAAAGAAAGGCGGGCUGAGCACCACUGACAAGCCCGGAGGAGAGCGUGCUGCUGAGGAAGGCAUCAAGAUUGACGAGUCGAAGUUCAAGACCAAGAAUCGCUGAUCAUGAUUUUGGAGCAGCAUGGGUGGCUCCCAAAACUCCAAUCCCUCUUUGGUUUUUGAUAUUUCUUGCUACGUCAGUGUCUGUAACAUAAAGUUAUACUAUUUUGCUUAUUUUUCCCUUGUAGUAGUGUUACCGAUAGUGUCUUUUUGCAUGAAGUUGUAGCUAGGAACGGUGUUUUGCUUAUUUUGCCCUUGUAGUAGACCACUCUUGUAAUCUCCUUCUUGUAUAAUUAAUGGCAUUUUUCCAUGGUUUCAUAAUAUGUUUUCUUCACACGUCCGAGCCUUUUUUCGUGUGCAACAAAAUUUUGCUUGUAGCUGUCGAGGAAUUCUUGAAUGAACAUUGUGUAUGAGGAGAGAUUUUUCAGUGUGAUCGGUAUACGGGAUAGUAUAUCACGUAUCAUUAAACAAAUGGUGAGAUAUGUGCUAAAAUUUUAAUAACUUAAAAAUUAAAAUUUCUCAUCAUUCCUAUUGUUAAAACACGUGGUGUGCUAUUUAUGUUCCCGUCGCAACUAAAAAUUUAUCGUGUACAAGGGCAGAUGAAGAAAUCGUGCAAUAUCUUGCAAAAUCGUAUUUCUAGAGACGGUUGGAGGUGGACAUUUUGGAAUAUUUGACGAGCUAAUACUCAAAAGAGGGCUUAUUACUUACACAAAUAUUGUUAUUUUCCGUCACCACAGAAAAAUGUCAUCUGCUGUUAAUUUCUUGACUGAAUUAUUAUCGUCCUUUUUUCCUUGAAUCAUUCAGCAAAUAUUCAUCACAUGACUCGAAAAAAUCCCAAUCAGUUGGAAGUAUAAACCCUCUUUUGAAACGUUUGUAGCGCAUUACAAAGGCAAGGCAGAAGAAAUUUGAACACAUGAGUCCAUGUUUCAUACAUCUUCCUUCUUAUCUCGUCAAACUCAGGCGACAAGACACAGAACACAGCAUAAAAUAUGGAUAUGAGAGCGUCUCCUUACGUUGAGGAAGAUGAAAGGAAUUGAAACGACACUAUUUAAACAAGUGUGGAUUUGAUAGUGACGACUGUGCGAGUAGAAUUUUUCUUUAAAAGGUAUUUGUCAGGGAUAUUUUCUUCUGGUUGACUACAAUAUGUUGCAGAUUGUGUCGUAUACAUGUUUAUUUUUUUUCAAUUUUCUGAAAAAGCAAUGAGAUCUUUUAAAUUAUUUUGUGAAGAAAAAGAACUUGGAGCUCAGGAAAACAAAUACUAGCCAGUAAAUUUUACUCACAUCUGCAAUGAACCUGUAUGUUUAUUUUCUUUAUCAAUGCCCAUUACCUUUUUUUAAUUUUUUUUUUUUCAUUCAAAAGUUUAAUCAAGAGCCCAUCCAUUUUUUUUAGAGUGCAGAUGGAUCUUCUCCCUUAUAUCGAACAC